Messenger RNA from Callithrix jacchus (white-tufted-ear marmoset), 14533 nucleotides. RefSeq names its product otogelin like (gene OTOGL). Gene Ontology annotation, biological process: L-arabinose metabolic process. The record is from RefSeq and is a predicted model, not a curated record. Gene Ontology annotation, cellular component: extracellular matrix. NCBI's taxonomy places the organism in Eukaryota, Metazoa, Chordata, Mammalia, Primates, Cebidae. Gene Ontology annotation, molecular function: protein binding; alpha-L-arabinofuranosidase activity.
UUUAAAAAUAGUUUGUUUUCUCUUAGAAAGCAAUAGUUAAUUCUUUUGAUCUUGUUAAAUGAAGCUCAUUAGACGUUUUACCCAUUUUUUUUUUUUCUGGAGUAGAAGAUUUUGAACAUGCUGGUUGUCUUUGAGCUUGUGUCUUUAGCUUGACUAUUUUACCACAGCAUUUGGCCAGUCAUAGAAUGGGAUAGAUGGGGUGAUAGAUUUCUAAUUUUCUUCUUCUUAAUGCCUUUUUUCAGGUAAUGCAAAAAGAUGUGUGCCAAGUUAUAUCAAAGCAACUGCAAGACUUAGUGACGUAAUGACAACAUAUAUCAUUUAUUUAGUGUUUCUAAAUAUGACAGGCACUAUGCUAAAUCCUAGCUGGAUUAUUUUAUUUAAUCUUCAUCACAUUCACUAUGUGAAUGACAGCAUAAAAGAUUAAAAAGAAGUUACAUACCUGUUGUUAUACAAUUAUCAAGCAGCAUCACAUGAAAGAUUUAAACUCAACUCUCUUUCUGAUUCUUGAGCCCAGAUUUUGCCACUACUUCCAGUAUUUCUUAUAGUUAAAUAAUGUGCAAACUCCUUGAGAAAAAAAUAUCCUAAGCAUUCUCUCUCCUUGGAGGAUCUCUUCAAAAAUCCCAGUUUGAGAAAUACUGAUUUAAGAAAUUAAAGCUUUAUUCUAUGGAAAUGCCUUUCAAUAUGAAUUAUUGCUACAAAAGAGAAGUUUUAGAUUUGUAACGGGGUAAGAUGACUUGUUAAAAUAUUUUCUCAACAUAAAAACACAAACCAUGCAAAUCUCACCUCUUCACAAAUUUGUCUUCAGACUUAGGUUCCUAGGCAGUGACAGAACCAAGGGACUAUCUUUACCCCUGUAGUAGACAUUAUGGAGCAUAGUCCAGAUCUUGCCUUCAGAACCAAGACCCUCAUUCCCCUGAGGACCAGAAGUGUUGACUGCUGAGAGUUCACAGCUGAUUCCUUCCCCAAGAAAUUCUUUUGGCUAAGCAAGUUUAUAUCCCAUUCUUGGAGGCAGCAUAUUUCCUAUGACUAGUUGUUUGGGGUGGGAGUGUGAGGGGGGACUAAGGCCCAGCUCCUUGUUUCAAUUUAGCUCAGGUCUGACGGGAUAUUCAAGCUUCAGAGAAUCCUGUGAGAAGGGCUGAAGGCCUCUGCUACAACUGCCUUGCAGGUCAACCUCUUUCUCUCCCUGUCCUGCUUUCCUCACUCCCUCACAAGCAUUAUGGCUGAGAACACUUCACAACUAACCACCUGUAUGUGAAUAUCUGGCUCAGGAACCAGGAGACUUGUGACAAUCUCUAAAGCCACCUCAAGGAAACACUUAACAUAAAUAAAAACAGAAUGAUAUCUUUGUGUAUGCAGCUUAACACAAGACUACAGAGCCUACCUCUCAAGCAGACCGUUGCCUCUUCAGCUCCUCCAUCAGAUAUUCUGGAGAAAAAAAAAACACAAGAACUUUUGACUCUAACACACUGCAAGUGUAGAUAUUAAGUAUCUGCAACAACUUCCUCAUCUGUAGACACCAUUAUAUAGAAGUCUCUAAUCACUCCCUAGAGCAGAGAAUCUAUAUAACACAAACUGGAUACAUACAGUUUAGACAAAAACCAACCAGCCAAUAAAACAAAAUAAAAAAACAAACCAUAAUAGCAGCUUUAAUUAUUUUGCUUGGUUUUCUAAUUGGCCAAGUAAAUAGAAAAGUUGAUACUAAAUCUCUUCGCUUUGUAUCAUGUAAAUUGUCUAAAAUUAUAAUGUAAUAUUUAGGCUAAGGCAGCUUAACUGACAUUAUGAGGAUGAUAGGAUCAUAUAAACCCAUAAUGGGAGGUUCUCUGUGGGUUUAUGAGGCACUAGUGGCCAAUCCUUUUAUCCUUUAGUAAUCUUAAGCAGGAACAAUUUUUAUUGAGUUCCAGUAAUUGGAGGUGUGCCUGAGUUGCUGAGGAGUAAGAAUGCAAGAAAUACACCAGAGAAAUGCACAGGGACAUACACUUAUAAUUAUACUUUGUUUUAGAACAUGAUUUUGUAAACACGAGAAAGAGAUGAGUACAAAAUCAUCAUAUGGCGGGUAUAAAUAACUCAAGCCCCAAAUCCAUCUGACGCUCAAACUGUCUCCUUUGAAUAAUUUUGAAUUGAUAAAGAAAAAAUAUUACAAAAAAUGAACAAUUGUCAGAUCCAUCCUUUUCAAAACUUUGAGUUGUUUAAAAAGAAAAAAAUGUAUUUGAGAUCACAGUUAGAAUUAAUAUACAUAUAUACCUCUAUCUUCUGAACUUAGCUCUAGGAUAAAAUUCCAAUGUAUUAGCAAAAAAGAAAUGAAUACACUGUCACAUCAAGAUCCAAAUAAUUUCAAGUGUCCCUGUGUUUCCAUUGUACAACCAUCAUGACAUACUGAAAUAAUCAAUGAAAGGUAAAAAUAAUUGUUCUUUUUCAUUUAACUGUGCUAUGGCAAAAAGAAAACGAGACUAGGGGUCAGGGAAGAAGUUAGGAAUAAGAUGAAUAAGAUGCAAUACAAGAUAACUUUGUGUUACAAAUUAUUAGUAUUAUUAUAGAAAUUAAGAGGAAAACUCUCUUAGGUGGUUAAGAUGUGGCAGCUAAGAAAAAAUCCAGAUGUAAAUUCAGAAGAUAAUUUCUUUGUGUAAUCUUUGCUAACUAUGUUUAUAGAAGUAAAUGUCAAGGUAAGCUCGGCAAGGAGCAAAAGAAAUGAGUCACAUUUCUCUAGUGUCAUUCCCAAGAUGCUAUCUUUUACCUUUCUGAGUAUGCACAAGUCUGACACUGGGUGUCUGCUUCUUUAUGGAAACAGUGUGCAAACACUCAAAUAACAGCAGGAUAGUCAUUUUUCAUACAUGCUUUGUUUUCAUUUCUAUGACUUGGAAAGACUAACUUUCCAAAUGCAGAAAUCUAUGCAGUUGAUCUGCAAGUUGAGUCCCUGCUUGCACCCUGGAUUUUAUAAAGCAAUUAGUUUUAAAUAUGGUCUUGGAAGAGAGGGUGUAAGCUUUUAAUUAAAAACCCUUUUCUCUGUAUCUUGCUUCCAUAUUGAACAAAACCAAGUUCUUUUAGAAGUAGAAAGGUGUGAAUAAGACUUACCAAUACCUUGGCCUUUUUGUGUUUUAUUAUUAUUUUUCUAUGUUUAUGAGACAGCAUCUAUCUAAUCAACUAUUAUGUCAUAACUUGACAAGUCAAGUGGUGUUAGCCAGUCUCUUUUACAAUACAUUGGCUUUUGAUGUCAAAAAUAUCAACUAAUACUCCUAGGAAAAGACACCGUUUUACAGUUAACUUGUUGCUUUGUAAUGAGGGUGGUAUGGUCCUCCUCUUGACACCCUGAAUCACUAUCUCAUUUUUAAAAAUUUUACAUUUUCUUAACUUCUGAACUUUCUGAAAAUACUUUGUUACUUCUAUUUCCUCGCUGCCUACUAAUUUUUAAUUUCCCUAUGGUCUGAAUUUAGCCCCAUCACUUUCCUGAAAUUUUCUUCAUCGUCACCAGUGACAUUUUAGAAAACAAAUCUAAAAGCUUUUUAAACUGACUCAUUUUUUUGACCUCUUCCUAGCAUUUGCUUCAUUGACUGCCCUCAUUGCUUUGAAACUCUUCUUUGUUACCUUAACUUCCAUGACCCGGUAUAAAACAAAUUCUUGCAACCAGCAGCACAUCCUUUCAAUUUCUCUAUUUUGGUCAUGGCUGAAAACCAUGAACUUAUUUCUGAUUUAUCUCUAUUCCUUUCCUCCCAAGUCUUGUCUAUUUUUCCUCUGUAAUUUUCUAUCUCUUCUUCCCAAAUCUCCUAUUACCACCCUUGUCCAAGUCUACGUCAUACUUGUUCUUCUUAACUGGUUUCUUUGUAUUCAGUUUUUUCCUCAUUCCAAUCAUUACAAAACUACUGCCAAUUUUUUCCCCAAAACAAUUUUUAUUGAACAAGUCAUUCCAUCAUGCUCUGUUUGGAAGAGGCUGGAUUCAAGCCAGUUGGGAAUGCAACUGUUCUGAUGAUAUAUUUCCCCUAAAUUAGACAAAUUGUUCCAGCAAAGAUUCAGAGAAAACACAUCAGCAUUCAUCUUGGAUAUAGAUGCUGAGGCCAAUUUAAUCUGAAAUGUUGGUUAGAUUGCAUGAGCUAAAGGUCAGAACUUUGCUUUCAAUGACAACUUGAAGAGUUGGAAGUUGGAAUGGAGCCAGUGAAAGAAUGUGCCGAAGAAUGUAAGAGGCUCUAAACCAGAAAGAGCAGGUCAGUGUGAGAACAGAUGAGGGAAGAUGUUAAACAAGUUAUCAAAGGAAAUGGAAGUCAGGGGACUAGGGUGAGCAAAUUUUGGUUGAUAAAUUACUAGAGAGAAUGUGGGGAUGAGAAGGGAGUGGCGAAGCUGAGUUCUAUAGUAUAUGCUGUUACUUUUGCCUUAGGAAUAAAGGUGUGCUGAUUGAACUUAGGAAAGUUGGUAAGAGGGAGGCAAAGGACUUUCUAGGCUGAUUUUCCAGAGAGUGGUUCUUCCAUGAAUUCUUUUAUAUGACCUUGUUGUUUUCCUCACAUGAAUCUAACAAUUUUUCUGUAGCUCAUUCCCACAUAUCUGCCAUAUUUCCUGUCUAUCAUGCUGUUAUCUUUCUUCUCUGCUUUCAUGAACUCUACCUUUAUUUUAAAAGCCAGCUUAUAUUCUAUCUGCACCAUAUAGUUUUUGGUUCAAAGCAAUGGAAGCAAACACUGGCUAACUUAAUCUGCCCUUACCUAUUCAUUCCCCUGAGAGGGUUUGGGGAGUCAGCAUUUGUGGGAAGGACUCACAUAAUCCACAGAAGGCUAGAAGAUCAGGGUUGAGGUACUUGGUACCAAGGCAGCUCUGGAAGCUUAAGAAGCAGGAGGCACAGCAAGAGUCUCAUGGAAAGAAGAGCUUGGUAACGACUUGGUCACUACCAUUACCCCUGCCAUGACCUUGACCUCCAACUACCCCUGUCCUUGCGUCCUCCUCUAAUUCAAAGUCCUACCCAUAGAAAAUCCAGUUGGCCCAAAUUUAGUCACAUGUCCAUCCCUUGUCUGGUCCAGUUGGUGGAAGAGAUCUCUGCUUCCACAGUGCAUAGAGAACAAUAGCUCCAACCAAGAUUAAAGAUGCUGGGGCCUUUCCCAAAAGGGAGAAUAGAAUUUUGUUAGGAAAAGGAGUCUCAGAGGCCCUGAGGGUAGGAACUUUAUUUUUGUAUUCUAGUACUCAAAAAAGGAUUCUGCACACAACCUGUAAUAAGUACUUUUUUGAAAGAUGAUAUUGACCUACUGUUUCAUUUUUGGUGGAUUAUGUCCUGUGAAAAUGACCUGCAUGUUUUAUUUAGUUUAAGGUGGGAUGAAUCAGAGGAGGGCAACUGACAUUUAUUACAUACUUACUUUAGGUACCAUACAGACUAUUUUCUCUUGUAAUAAUAAUGAUAAUAAUAACUAGCAUUUAUUUAGCUUAUUAUUAUUAAUUUAGCUUAUGUAUGAAACUCAUUGAUUUAGAUACAUUAGCUUAUUUAAUCCCCAUAACAAUUAUUCAAGAUAGGUCUCAUUUUUUUUUUGUCAGAUAUGAAUACUAUUGGCUAGAGAGUUUAGUAACUUUCCCAAAGUUUCACAGAAGAUAAUAUAGAGAAGCAACUCAAAACUAUUUCUGUCUAAUUCCAAAGCACUUUUAACAUUUUGUACUGCUUAAGUAGCAAGAGUUUGGAAGAACAUACAAUAUCAAUAAAUGUUUCAUGUCCGUCGUCAUUAACUACUCCAAAUUUGCCUUGGAUUCAUUGAGAAUCUGCCAAGAUGAUCAAGAUUUGACCACUUACAAAUUAAAUAUUCAUUGUCUAUGCUCUAAAAUGUAAAGAUUGUCUGCUGAUCACUGGGCCACAACACUUUUCAAGACCAGAUAAGCCCAAGGAAGAUAAGAGAAACACGGAGCGGCCCAGGAUCCAACCUACAGCUUCAAGCUAAGCUCAUUCAAGCCCAAACUAGGUCAGCUAACCCCUAGACAAUGCACAAAUGUGUGAUCGAGAAAUAAAGAGAUUUGGUGUGGUGGCUCACUCCUGUAAUACCAGCACUCUGGGAGGCAGAGCUACAACAGAAUAAUGUGUUUCUCGCUGAACAGAAUGUAGAGUGAUUUCUUAUCCAAUAACAAUGAAAAGAUAAAGCUGUUCAAAGGAAACUUCCAAACUGACCUGCAAAGGAAACUCCAGAGAUUUACCUCAGUAGUCUGGGAGAUCAAAGGGGAAUGUUAAGGAUUCAUCCAUCUGCAUUUAUCUUUCAUCUAGGAUUUGAGGUGGCACUACCAUAAGAUACAAGUAUAAAAGUAUUAGAACAAAGGAACAAAUAAGGAGAGUUAGAUGACAUCAAGAAGACUUAGAAACACAGGCCACUACAGCCCAACACUGCACCUGCCAGUGGAUCAUAUAUCAGCACUGGGCUUUCAGCUUCAAAGAUUGUUUGUUUAUGGAGAUAGAAAGAAGAUAAAAUUCUGUAUAGAAAACUUGGAACUUGACUAAUUCAAAUCAUAUAUGUAUAAACUCAGAGCUGGGGCAAAGCCAAUAGUUACUUUGGACACAUCCAGAGCUCCAAGAAUCUUCAGGCCUCACAUGGACUUCUAUAUAAGAGGGAGAAAGGCUACACUGAAAUGAACGUUGUAAGAAAACUCAAUUUAAUGAUAUCUUGGAGUAUAUUCUUGCUUCACGUACUGCUGUUUUCAUUACAAGAAUAUAUUUGUGCAUCAUCUGUAUUGACGGGAACAUCAAAAAACGGGUUUCAUGAAAAUCGACAGAAAAGAGUUCUUUUAGCAGCACAGUUUGAAGCUACUUCUCCGAGAUAUUUUUUCCAUGACGCUAUUAAUUGGGGUGAGAGCAAAAUAAAAGGUUCUUGUCCUUCUGAGUGCCUUAAUGGAGCUUUCUGUUCUAAGACUGGAACAUGUGACUGUCAAAUAUUUCAGGCUCUUGGGACAAGAUGCCAGAUCAUCCCAAACAUGGGCAACAGCAGAGAUGGGAUUUGCAAAACCUGGGGACAGUAUCAUUUUGAAACAUUUGAUGGCAUCUACUAUUACUUCCCAGGAAACUGUUCUUAUAUUUUUGCAAAGGACUGUGGUGAUUUGGAACCUCGGUACACUGUAUGGGUUCAUAACAGCCCUAAAUGCCUUGGUUCAGUGUAUUCUUGUUAUCGGUCAAUCAGCUUGUUCUUUUCAAACCAAGAGGAAAUUCGAAUUUAUGGUCAUGAAAUAAAAAAGAAUGGAAUCAGUUUAACGUUGCCUCAGACAAUUGGACAGAUUUUCAUCGAGAAGCUAGCUGACUACAUUCUCGUGAAAACAACCUUUGGCUUUUCAUUGGCUUGGGAUGGGAUAUCUGGGAUCUACCUCAAGCUGUCUGAGGACCAUAAGGGGAAAUCAUGUGGCCUGUGUGGAAACUACAAUGGCAUUCAGUCUGAUGAUUUCAUAAUUCUGCAAGAGGACUACACAGAAGACAUCGCUUUGUUUGCAAAUAGUUGGUCAGUGCAAACUCCAGAUGACACCAAAUGUGUACUCACACCCUCAGAUUUUCCAAAUCCGUGCUCCAGUGGAAUGCCAGCAUUUGAGGCAAUCUUCUUCAAGUGUCAGAUACUGUUGCAGUUUCCUUUUCUGAGCUGCCAUGAGUAUAUUGAUCCAUAUUUGUAUAUUGCCAGCUGUGUUAAUGAUCUUUGCAAAACUGAUGAUGAUGAAACCUAUUGUCGAGCAGCCACUGAGUAUGCUAGAGCCUGUUCUCAUGCUGGCUACCCUAUUCAAGACUGGAGAGAUGACUUUCCAGCUUGCACUGAUAAAUGUGAUGAUAGCUUUGUCCAUCGGGAUUGUAUCAGUUGUUGUCCACCAACCUGCACAUUUGAGAAGCAAUGUCUUGGGAGCAAUCUUCAUUGUCUUGAUGGAUGCUACUGCCCAGAUGGCCUUAUAAUGGAGAAUGGGACUUGCAUCUCCUUGGAAAAUUGCCCAUGCGGUUUUCAUGGAUUAGCUUAUUCAGUUGGUUCAAAAAUUGAACAAGAAUGUACUGAAUGUGUGUGUUUGGGUGGAGUUUGGAACUGCACUGAGCAUGACUGUCCAGUUCAAUGUUCAGUUGUAGGUGAUUCUCACUUUACAACUUUUGAUGGUCGACAUUAUUCUUUUAUUGGCAUGUGCCAAUACAUCCUCGUGAAAGGAACUGGAAAAGAUAAAUUCACAAUUACUUUACAGAAAGCUCCUUGUGAGCAGAAUCUCGGCUUAGUCUGCCUUCAGUCUAUAACUCUGAUUCUGGAGGAUGAUUUUAACAAACAAGUGACCCUUGGUAGGGGAGGACAAAUUCUCACUAGUCCUAACCAAGGCUUCAACCUGAAUGGUAUUGUUGAAAUUCAAACUCUGUCAUCCUUAUUUAUACUUCUAAGAACCACAUUUGGUUUAAAGAUUCUGUUUGCUAUAGACGGGGAAAGAAUUUAUAUUCAGCUCAAUAGCGCAUGGAAAAGAAGAACAUUAGGUCUGUGUGGAACUUUUAAUGGGAACAUAAGGGAUGACUUUCUUUCUCCAUCAGGCAUGAUAGAAGGUACACCACAACUUCAUGCAAAUGCAUGGAGAGUUUCUUCUACUUGUUUUGCACCUGUUCAUGUCCCAAUGGUGGAUCCCUGUAACAUCAAUCAACAAAACAUUGGGUAUGCAGCACACUGCGAUGUCAUCCACCAGGACCUCUUUGCUCCUUGCCACAUCUAUAUUAGCCCUGGGUUGUACUAUCAGCUAUGUCGCCACGAUGCAUGCAAGUGUGGAAGCUCCUGCCUGUGCAAUGCUCUUGCCCAUUACGCCUACCUCUGCAGCCAGCGCGGUGUUCCCAUUGAUUUUAGAGCUCAGAUUUCUUUCUGUGCUGUGGUGUGCCAGAAGGGCAUGCUGUACCAUCGCUGUUCCUCGUUCUGCCUCCGUUCCUGCAUUUCUCUCUCAUCCCCGGAGCAGUGCAAUGAUGACUGUGCUGAAGGCUGUAACUGUCCAGAAGGCAAAUUCUAUGAAGAUACUCUUAGCUUUUGUGUACCCAUAUUCCACUGCCGGUGUCAUUAUAGGGGCAGUGUUUAUCAACCUGGAGAGCUCAUCCCCACACCCUCGGGCUUAUGCCAGUGUUCAAAUGGGACUGUGCAAUGUGAUGAAUUAGCAACGCCCUCUGCUGUUCACGUCUGCCCAGCGGGAAAAGAGUAUUUCGACUGCAGGUUUCCUGACCCUGAAUUACCAGCGGGUGGUAUUAACUGUGAGACUACAUGUGCAAACCUAGCCAUGAACUUCACUUGUGCCCCAUCCUCACCCUGUAUAAGUGGCUGUGUUUGUGCACCAGGAAUGGCAGAGCACAAAGGAAAGUGUUAUGUUCCUGAAAGCUGCCCAUGUAUCUGGAAAGACUGGGAGUACCUCUCAGGAGAAGUGAUUGCUACGCCAUGUUACACCUGUGUUUGUCGACGAGGAAUGUUCAAUUGCACAUAUUAUCCAUGCCCAGCAAUGUGCACAAUAUAUGGGGACCGACAUUAUUAUUCUUUUGAUGGACUAGAAUAUGACUAUAUCAGUGAUUGCCAGGUAUUUUUGCUAAAGAGUACAGAUGAUUCAGAUAUAUCUGUCAUUGCUCAGAACAAGAAAUGCUUUGACAACGAUAUUGUUUGUUCUAAAAGUGUUUUGAUUUCAGUUGGGGACACUGAAAUUUACCUGAAUGAUACUCCUUACAAACAGAAACGAUCAGGUUUUUUUCUGGAAAACAAACCUACCUAUCAGCUUUGGAAGGCUGGUUACUAUAUUGUAGUGUACUUCCCAGAGAAAGAUAUUACUAUUCUUUGGGAUAGGAAGACAACUAUUCAUAUCAAAGUUGGGCCACAGUGGAAGAACAAGCUAUCAGGGUUGUGUGGAAACUUUGAUAAAUGUACUUCAAAUGAUAUGACCACAUCUAAUAACUUGGAAGUGAGAAAUGCUCAGGUAUUUGGAGAUAGUUGGGCAUUAGGACAGUGUGAAAAUUCAGAUGAAACAAUUAAACCCUGUGAGGCACAUCAAAACAAAUUUCCUUAUGCCAAGAAAGAAUGCUCCAUUUUGUACAGCGAUGUUUUUGCUUCUUGUCGCAAUGUGAUUGAUGUUACUUCUUUUGCCAAAAAUUGUCAUGAAGAUACAUGUAACUGUAAUCUUGGUGGGGACUGUGAGUGUCUGUGCACUAGUAUAGCUGCCUAUGCAUACAAGUGUUGUCAGGAAGGGAUAUCAGUUCAUUGGAGAUCAUCUACUGUUUGUUCACUUGAUUGUGAAUACUACAAUGAAGGACUUGGAGAAGGACCAUAUAUGCUGGCAAGCUAUGGGCAGACUGGCCUUGUUCUAGGGGCCAAUAUGACCAGCAGAAGCAUUUUCUCUUUGCCAAGAAGCAGUGUUCAUCCUAAUUUAUUUUUUUAUUUUAUGAUCACUCCAGGCCUUUUUAAAGAGAAGGUAUCAUCGUUGGCACUUGUUUCGUUGGAAUCUGCUGAAAGGCCAAACUACUUUCUCUAUGUCCAUGAAAGUGACACUCUUAGCUUGGAGCUGUGGGAGGCGAAUUCAGCCUUUCAUCAGAGAGCAACAUUCUUUCACCAUCAGGGCCUCUGGAUUCCUGGUUACAGUGCAUUUGAAUUAUACAGCAAGAAAGGCUUUUUCAUCAUAUUCACAGAUUCUAGUGUCAAAGCAUCAAAAUAUGAUGAUUCUGAAGAAUUUAAACAUUCAAGUAGCUUCAGCAUAGAAGAAAUCCAGACAGCAGUGCCUUACAGGAAGAUGUGUGAAUGGAGAUAUGAACCUUGUGCUAUUCCCUGUUUUAAAACCUGUAGUGACCCUGAAGCACUAGCAUGUAAAUUUCUUCCACCGGUUGAAGGAUGCUUGCCCUACUGCCCUAAAAAUAUGAUCCUUGAUGAGGUCACCCUCAAGUGUGUUUAUCCAGGAGACUGCAUACCUGUGAUUCCCACAGAACCAGCAUUAAUACCACCAGCUAAGCCAACUGUACCCAUGUUUACAGUUUUGGAAAUGAUUACUCCAUCAGACAUCACUGUGUUUGAUAUGCUAACACCAACUACAGGCUUGGAAUGUGAGCCUCAGCAAUUUGAUCCUGUUUAUAAUUGUAGCCAAUACAUAUGCCUUAAUAUGGAAUGGCAGUUAUACAACUGGUCUCUUAAUUGCCCAAAGGACGUGGAAAUGCCUGACUGUGGUUUCCGAGGAAGGCCAGUUCAAGUGAACAGUGAUAUCUGCUGCCCUGAGUGGGAAUGUCCUUGUCGGUGUUCCAUGUUGUCAGAACUGAGCAUUAUUACAUUUGAUGGAAAUAAUGCAGCACUAUAUAGCAUGGCUUCUUAUAUCUUAGUAAGAAUUCCUGGUGAAAUUAUAAUUGCUCAUAUCGAAAAAUGUUCCAUGAAUCAGAAUGGAAACUCAUUAAAAAAGCCAGCUUCCUCUGGAAGAAUUUCUGCACUUUGUUUUAAAAAGUUAAAUAUGACAACAUCUAUACAUAAAAUAAUUGUCAAUCGGUUAGCAAGAAAGGUGGAAGUGGAUUCCAUUGUUGUGCCUUUGCCCUUUUCAAAUCAGGAACUGUCCAUAGAGGAUUCUGGUUCAAUGUAUGUAAUUACUACUCCAGCUGGACUAAUCAUAAAGUGGUCACAUCUUACAGGAAUCAUAGACAUUCAUUUUAGCUCCCAAUUUAACUUGUCAUCCUACACAGAAGGACUGUGUGGAAUUUGCAAUGAAGAUCCAGAUGAUGAUCUAAGGAUGCAAAAUGGCACAAUUAUUACAAAUAUGGAAGACAUAGGAUUAUUUAUUGAGAGCUGGGAAAUUGAGAAAUCAUUUGAAGUAACAAUGAGAAGACCUGUGAGGAAUUGUACGGAGCAUGAUUGCAGCCACUGCAUUGAGUUAUUAAAUAGAAGAAUUUUCAUUCCAUGUCAUGAUAAAGUCUCACCAAAAGACUUUUGUGAAAAGAUGUGGAUCAAUUAUACCUAUUUUUGGAACUAUGAAUGUGAUGCACUUUCUGCAUAUGUGGCUCUGUGCAACAAGUUUGAUAUCUGUAUUCAGUGGCGAACACCUGAUUACUGCUCCCUGAGUUGUCCAGAGGGGAAGGAAUAUCAACCCUGUGUGAGACCUUGUGAAGCAAGAACAUGCCUGAACCAAUGGUUCUAUGGCCACUCUUCCUGUUUGAAUUUAAGAGAAGACUGUGUGUGCAAAGAUGGAACUAUUCUUCACAGGCCGCAAUCAACCCAGUGCAUUCCAGAGAAAGAGUGUGCAUGCACUGAUAGUGAAGACCAGCCCCACACUGCUGGGGAGAUUUGGAAUGGGGGCAUUGAUGAAUGUGCUCUAUACAAAUGUUUGGAGAAUGGAAGCAUUAUUCCUAUAGAACCUGACUGUGACGAAGAGCCCACUCCAGUUUGUGAACGAGAAGCUGAAGUUGUCAUGGGCAUCAUUGAUAAAUGGACCUGCUGUUCAAAGGGAGUUUGUGGAUGUGACAUGACUUUGUGUGAAACUACCAUCCCAACAUGUACAAAUAGUCAAAAAUUGAUUGUUGGCCAUAGUCCUCUUUCUUGCUGUCCACAGUACAAAUGUGAAUGUGACCCAUUGAAAUGCCCCAGUAUAUCAACACCAGAAUGCACAGAAGACCAAUUCAUGAUUCAAGUUCAACAGGAAGAACCUUGUUGUUUUUCCCCUCUUUGUGUUUGUGAAUCUUGCACUGAACCUGUUCCAAUAUGUAAUGAUGGGGAAUUUCUUACAGUAGAUCUUAAUAGCACACACUUCUGUUGUCCUCAGUAUUACUGUGUAUGUGAGCCAAACCUUUGUCCUAUGCCAUUACUCAGCUGUGCAGAAGAUAUGAAUCUUGUGAAAGAAAAUGUAUCUGGUCAAUGUUGCCCAACAUGGCAUUGUGAAUGUAACUGUGAAAACCUUGUUAUGCCAACUUGUGAAAUGGGAGAAUUUACUACAAUAGACCAUAACUUCCAGAGUGACUGUGGAUGCAUACAGUAUCUCUGUGAAAAGGAUGAUGUGUGUGUAUUUCAAGAAGUAUCAGUAUUGAAUCCUGGACAAUCCAUGAUAAAGUAUUUGGAAGAGGACUUUUGUUAUACAAUAGAGUGUCUGGAAGAAAAAGAUAACCAUACAGGGUUUCAUACUCUGAAUUUCAUACUGGUGAAUUGUUCCAAAAAAUGUGAUGUUCACCAGGUGUAUACUCCAUCCCAAAGUGAUUAUGAUUGUUGUGGUACCUGCAGAAAUAUAUCCUGUAAAUUUCAUAUGGAAAAUGGAACAUCAGUUAUAUAUGCGGAAGGGAGUACCUGGCACUACAAUUGCACCACAUAUGAAUGUAUUAAAACUGAUGAAGGGGCAAUAAUUCUGAACUACACUAUGGUCUGUCCUCCUUUUAAUGAGACUGAAUGCAAAAUGAAUGAAGGGAUUGUGAAGCUUUAUAAUGAAGGCUGCUGCAAGAUCUGCAAACGAGAAGAAAGAAUAUGCCAGAGAGUGAUCAUUAAAUCAAUCAUAAGAAAACAGGACUGUAUGAGCCAAAGCCCUAUAAAUGUUGCAUCUUGUGAUGGCAAAUGCCCAUCAGCUACCAUAUAUAACAUCAAUAUUGAAAGUCACCUAAGAUUCUGCAAGUGUUGUCGUGAAAAUGGAAUACGAAACUUGACUGUGCCUCUGUAUUGCUCAGGAAAUGGCACUGAAAUCAUGUACACUCUCCAGGAACCCAUAGACUGUACCUGCCAGUGGAAUUAAACUCUUGGGUUCCAAGUACUCUAUAAAAUGUCAUAAUGUCAAAUAGAGUUAACUUUUAUCACUAUUACUUAGGCACGUGGCAGAUUUAUACUGUUUAACAAUACUGUAUUUUUCAGACUUGGAAUAUGGAAAUUUAGCAAUUGGUAUAAAAUAUGUACACAGUUCCAAUAGCAAAAUUAGAUUUAUUGCUUUACUCUAUUUUGGAAAAUCAAAUGAUUAAGUUGUUCAGCUGAAAUGCUAUUAGGUGUUUAAUUGCAACCUGGUGCAGAUACAGUAUCUUCUCACUGAUUGGGAGGUUAUUUUGCAAAAUUCCUUCAAUUUCACUCAAUAGCUAUUUUUUCUUAAUUUUUAAAGUCUGCCAUAGCUAUCCAAAUUAAGAUACCCUUUAAUCUGUACUCAUUAGUCUGGUAAAUAAGAUCAGUUAAAAUUGGCAUCUAGAUAGCAAUAAAAAGUGAUAUGCCUAGAGACAGAUAAUAGAUUAUUUAAAACCUGAAUGGUUAUUAGGGAAGUCAUUAUAAAUCCCCCUCAUUUUGCAGCUGUAACAGAUAACCAGAGAAGCUGUGUGACUUGUACCAAUUUAUUCAGUGUAACAAUAUAGUAAAUUCACAUUAACAGUUGGAUUACAUUCUAGGUCUCUCUUAUUCCAGUACUAUGUCACUUUUGAAAUCCUCAACAGUGUAUGGUAAGAGUAUAUCACAGAAUACUUCAUUUUUAAAGAGUUUGCAUUGUAUAGAAUUAAGUAUUUUAAGUUCAACAUGUUUGAAAAAUGCCCCCCAUAUACUGUUAUUCUAGUAAUAAGGGAGAGGAAAAUAUAGCAUCAUUUGCUAAGUAGAGAAGAGAGAUCUUGAACUUUUAUUUUUUAAUCAUUAAAACUGCUAUUAAAAGUGUUGUCAGUAUUUAA